UGUCCAGGCUUAUUACCGGGAAACAAAAAGGAAAUGGCAUUUUUCUUAAACUGAAAAUGUGUGUGAUGGAGUUCUAGUGGUUUUAAUACAUUAGGAUGAGAAGCAGCUUGGUAAAAUGUGAAAAUAAUAUAGCUGCUUUCACAUACUUAAGAACCGAGUUCAUGUGGACUACUAACGCAGUGCUGAUAACUACAUGGGUCCUCAUUAAAUAUAGUUUAAUUUCCCACGUACCUAGAAACGGAAUUCAUUUGAAGAGCCGGUCAUGCUUGUAGUUCUCACUCCGGGCCAGUAGGUGGCGGUAAUGUGCGUCCAACGCAUUACCGACGCGGUAAAAGAACAAGAGGAAAUCAAGGGAAACACCGUGGAAAGAGCGCUCAUUCCGCUGCUCGGAAAACGAUGCGACUUCGCCUUCCACACGAAAACGUCUGUAAACUUCGCUUUUAGCAUGUAGUCACGUGGAGCCUUUUACAUGACAACGCCGACAAUAGCGCGCGUCUGUGACACCACGUCGCCUGGUGUGGAGAAAUGACCAUAAUCCUGCGGUUGGAAGGCCUCGACGCGAAGGCAGGUACUGAAGAUAUACGGACGUUCUUUGCAGGCCUUCACAUCCCUGACGGUGGUGUGUACAUAGUAGGAGGAAGUCUCAGCGAGGCCUUUAUCGCAUUCACCGUUUACAGAGAUGCCCAGCUUGCAAUGCGCUACACGGAGAAAUUCCUCAAAGGCUCUAAAGUGACUCUACACAUAAGCAGCAUGGCAGAGCUGGAGCAAAGGCUAAAGUCAUCGUUGAAGAGGAAGAAACCCUCCCCCGUGCAGCCCGCUGUGAAGAGCCCUCCGUUGACUACAGAUGCAAAUGUGCUACCCUUGAAUGCACAUCCUCUUCAACCAACCGCCAAUUCGCUGCUUCCUCUCAAUCUAGAUAUUGCAAAUCUACCACUCUUGAAAGCGCACUCAAUCGACUCCAACACGGCCUUUCUUUUUGGGAUUUGCACCGCCCUUCAAGGUCUCCAUUCAACCCCCGUAAGUGAAAGCAGUGCUGCAGCGCCAAGAGGAGACUUUCCCAAGGCCGACGGUACGGUCACGUGUGAUGAAAUGAAACAAAAGCCAACUCCGGACUCGAGUCCGGGCUACGUCAGGCUCUUCGGGCUGCCAGGCGCCACUACAAAAGACGACAUCUGCCAGUUUUUCAAGGGGCUGACAGUACAGGAAGCCAUCGUGAAUGUAGAGUUGGGACGUAGCCACGUUUGCCUCGCUAAGUUUGCAAACGCGCAAGACGCGUGCAACGCUCUCCUCUUCAACCAACACUCACUGGGCCCCAUCUGUGUGGAGGUACGCGGGGCAACUGAGAAGAUGUGGACCAGCGCGAUGCAAGAAUGCCAAAGCGCGCUUGAGGUCGGGGGAGCGACACCGAAGCAAAGCCCUCCUGUUACCCGCAGACCAGAAACCACUUCUGCACCAGAGCUCAAGAGGAGAGCUGUCGACCAAUUGCCAUCUAAAUCACCCAAAAAGCCAAAAUCUACUCCAACUAUGGAGUAUGUUGUCAUGGUCACCAAUUUACCCGAAAUUAUGACAAAGACUGAGAUCAAAGAAUUGUUUGGAUGUCCCAACAUUGCUCACAAAAAUGUACAACAUCUGCUCGACAAGGAAGGCAACAGAACAGACAUCGCUUUUCUUAUUUUUAACCGUACUGAGGACUACGAGUAUGCAAUAAACCUCAACGGCUGCCACGUCAGCUCCAAUGCCAUCCAGGUCUCGUCAAUCGGUAAAAAAACAAUGUGGGAAAUGGUUGCAAAAACUCGUCCGAGAAAACAAAAUAACACCGGCUCAAAGAACGAACCAAAUGGAGCGAGUGGAUCAAAUCUGUGGGAGGAACCAGCAGAGAAGCAGAUCACUGACCCGGCCGCUAAGACAUGCCUGUUGGUCAGAAACAUGCCCGCAGAUGUAAAGAAACGCCAUAUUCAAAGACUUUUUGGAGACUACAAAGUGAGGGAGGAGAAUAUCAUCUCACUACGUGACAGAGAUGGCAACAGUAUUGGUGAGGCUGUGGUUCAAUUUCAAUCUCAGAAGUUUGCUGCACUGGCCCAAAAGCUUCACGGUCAGAACUUCCUUGGGACCAAAGUGCUUCUCACUCUCAUAAAUGGGACUCAGGUGGAGAACAUCCUGACCAGAAGUGUAUCGGGAAGUUAAGUAUUAAUCUCAAAUCCAGACCCUGGCCAAAGACUGAUUAGGAUUAUUCCGUAAUUUUAUUUUUUUGUUCUUUUGAGGUGCUCUGAGCAUUUCUUCACAAUCCUGUUCGUUCCAGUUUGUGAACUAAAAUACAAAAAAUAAAUGGUUUUGUCGCUCUAUUAA
Gasterosteus aculeatus aculeatus (three-spined stickleback) is the source of this 2346-nucleotide messenger RNA. The record is from RefSeq and is a predicted model, not a curated record. Lineage: Eukaryota; Metazoa; Chordata; Actinopteri; Perciformes; Gasterosteidae.